Molecule: messenger RNA, 561 nt
Organism: Leptosia nina
Lineage: Eukaryota; Metazoa; Arthropoda; Insecta; Lepidoptera; Pieridae
Source: the annotation of a GenBank genome assembly
AUGUCUGCUUUAAUUUUAAUUCAAUGUAUUGUAACCUCAUUUCAGAAUCCUAUGUUUGCUAAUAAUCCACAACUUCAAGAACAAAUCCGCACCAUGAUGCCACAAAUGUUGGCACAAUUACAGAAUCCGGAAAUGCAGCAAAUGAUGUCCAAUCCACAAGCAUUAAACGCGUUGUUACAAAUUCAACAAGGCAUGGAACAGCUUCGCACAGCAGCACCAAGUCUCGUUAACAACUUGGGUUUUGGCGCAGCCGCUGCCGCGGCUCAACCGCCCGCUGCACCCCCUACCGCACCGCCCGCUCAGAACAACCAGCAAGCUCGUCAACAACAGAACACUGAACUUUUCACGCAGUUUAUGCAACGAAUGGUGUCAGCAAUGGCUAAUGACCAGAAUAGCUCACAACAGCCCCCAGAACAGCGAUACUCACAACAGUUGGAACAACUAGCUGCCAUGGGAUUUCUAAAUCGGGAAGCCAAUUUGCAAGCGUUGAUUGCAACCUUCGGGGAUGUUAACGCAGCAGUGGAGAGGCUGUUGGCACUGGGGCAGCUCUCCAUGAGCUAA